Homalodisca vitripennis (glassy-winged sharpshooter) is the source of this 694-nucleotide messenger RNA. RefSeq lists its product as uncharacterized. Lineage: Eukaryota; Metazoa; Arthropoda; Insecta; Hemiptera; Cicadellidae. The transcript has 5 exons. Bases 31 to 516 code for a protein of 161 amino acids. The record is from RefSeq and is a predicted model, not a curated record.
AACGUGUUAGAGUCGCGUUACCAGUUACCCAUGUGGACAAUGAUGUCUGCUGGAGUCAUCUACCACAGUCUGUUCAAGGUGACUCCUGUCGCACUCUGCAGAGUGUGUAGGCUUCUGCUCAAGUACCACAGGGACUACUUGCCGCAACUACGGACGCACCACCCUCAGUUCUACAAUGAAUGUCAAAACAAAAUCAGUAUCAGCUCGAAGUAUGUUCAAGAGCUCAUCAACAUGCUAUGGACUGGACAGGCGAUGUCCAGGAGGGAAGACGGCGUUGUGUUAAAGCAGUGGUCCGAGGAGUCUAUUACCAACCAGCUCAAGUGUAAGGUGGACCUGGACACGGUGAUGGACCUCACCCACAACACCAUAUUUCUACCUUACUUCAUCCGUGAGAGAGAGAACAACGGCAUCGACUUUCUCAAGCAAAAGAAAGAUUUCUUCAUAGUGAUACAGUACUACCUAGAGGACAUCACCAAUUUUAUAAAGUACUUUUCUCCAGUUUUUCAGACUCCUUGAAAAUGUGUAAGAGCGCAACAGUUAAAGUUGAAGAUGGAACCUUCUCUUGAUGAAGCCACUAUUUAUUGCACUCCAACCAGAAAGUACAUCAUCCUAAGCAAAUAUAGCAUUUUAAGGAAUCAAGAUUUUAAGUUAUUUACUGUUAUGAAAAGAAAAAGUAGUUUUAUCUGCCAAAUAA